Molecule: messenger RNA, 471 nt
Organism: Ostrea edulis (European flat oyster)
Lineage: Eukaryota; Metazoa; Mollusca; Bivalvia; Ostreida; Ostreidae
Exons: 4
Coding region: 16-378 (120 amino acids)
Source: RefSeq, a predicted model, not a curated record
GGUAUUAUAUAUUUUAUGUUCAAGGCUUUAAUUUUCGCCAAAAGCAACAGUUGUGCACAUAACGCUUUGGUACAUGUAGGACUAGUACAGGCAUUCCAAACUAUUCAGUGUAGAUCAGAUUGUGGCAGCUGGGAGAACCUUAAAGCAAAAAUUCAUACAAAGAUGGUGGGCUGUAAAGUUUUGAUCCUCCUGGUCGUGAUGAGCCUGACAUUCAGUGAAAUUCUCGCGGGGGCAAUCAGAAGCGAUUCCGAUAACGUGACACCGGGAUACGGGGAGGGCGUGAUGGUAUCCGGCCAAGCAUCGUUUCGUGUGUCACGUGAUAAAACAAUUCUGCUGGUAGGCAUCGCUGCUGCCGCUAUAUGGUUUGUCAAAGGCUGAUGUUUAAUGUGCAGCGAUGACCAGAAUUCUGCGUUUCAGCGGACAGCUUCACGAAUAAAUUUUACUGAUUGUUUAAUAAAUAGUUGAUAAAUA